CCAAGUUCUACUCCUCUUCUUAUCCCCAAAAACUCCAGGAAACAGCACGAUGCUGCUAACAAUGUCCCUCACAUCCUCAUUCAACUCCCUUACUCUCUCCACUCCAUUCCUCCAUGGAACAACCCAACUUUCUCACUUGUCAAAACCCACUUCUUCUCUCACUCUCCGACCCACGAAGCCCUUCACUUUCCUCCCUCCAAUCAGGGCCAUGAAGUCAUUGCAAGGCAAAGUUGUAUGUGCAACAAGUGACAAAACUGUGGCUGUUGAGGUUACAAGGUUGGCCCCACAUCCUAAGUACAAGAGACGGGUGAGGAAGAAGAAGAAGUACCAGGCUCAUGACCCUGAGAAUCAGUUCAAAGUUGGAGACUUGGUCCAGCUUGAAAAGAGCAAACCCAUUAGCAAGACUAAAAGUUUUCUUGCUGUGCCUGUACCAGCUAGGAAGAAGAAGGAGAAGAAAGAGGGUGAGGAAGGAGGAGUGGGGUCUCAAGAGCUUGGAAUUCCGUUGGAGUCUCAACAGGAACUGCAGGCUUAAUGUUUUUGAUUUGUCCAGAUUUUUGGAAUUAGCAGAUGGUUAAUUGCUGAGAGAUUCAAAGCAGAGAUGUUUCUAGUCAAGAAGAGCAAGGAAAGGGAGAAGGAAAUGGAAAUGUUGAAGUGCGGUUGUAAAGGGGUGCCCAAAGAGCUUAAGAUUUCUGUUGGAGUUUCAGCAGGAGCAAUUUCAUAGAAUGAAAUGCUCUUGCUUGUUUGUGAUUUUGAGAACUUGAUAUUUGGUAUCUGAUUUGUUAGUGUUGUAUAAGAGGUACAAUAUGGACAGGCUUUGUGUUUCUGCAGUGAAAUAAAUGCAAGUUGCUAAUAAUUCAAUGAA
Messenger RNA from Populus nigra (black poplar), 862 nucleotides. Its product is annotated as small ribosomal subunit protein uS17c. NCBI's taxonomy places the organism in Eukaryota, Viridiplantae, Streptophyta, Magnoliopsida, Malpighiales, Salicaceae. Gene Ontology annotation, molecular function: structural constituent of ribosome. The transcript is spliced from 2 exons. The coding region runs from base 50 to 532 and encodes 160 amino acids. Gene Ontology annotation, cellular component: ribosome. Gene Ontology annotation, biological process: translation. The record is from RefSeq and is a predicted model, not a curated record.